Molecule: messenger RNA, 462 nt
Organism: Monoraphidium neglectum
Lineage: Eukaryota; Viridiplantae; Chlorophyta; Chlorophyceae; Sphaeropleales; Selenastraceae
Exons: 1
Coding region: 1-462 (153 amino acids)
Source: RefSeq, a predicted model, not a curated record
AUGGCUCGUAUCCUCUCCGUGGCCGCCCUGGCCGUGUUCCUCCUGGCGGCGCCCGCCCUCGCGGCCCGCGACCUGAAGCAGCUGAGCGCCGUCACCGGCGCUGUGAACGGCCUGCUGGGCACUGUUGGCACCACCGUCGGCAGCGUCCCCGUUGUUGGCCCCGUCGCCAGCCCCGUCAUCGGCACCGUCGGCAGCACCGUGAACGGCCUGCUGGGCACUGCCACUUCCACUGUCACCCCCGUGCUCGGCACUGUGGUGGGCACCGUCGGCUCCCUCCCCGUUGUUGGCCCCGUCGCCACCCCCCUCAUCGGCACCGCCCUCGGCACCGCCGGCAGCGCCCUCGGCACCGUCGGUGGCGCCCUGGGCACCGUCAACGGUGUUGUGGGCUCCGCCGCCGGCACUGCCAGCGGCCUCCUCGGCACCGUCACCGGUGUGACCGGCAGCCUGCCCCUGCUGGGCUGA